CAUGCAUUUGCACUAAGGCAGCUGUCUCUCAGCGAGACUGUACGUGGAUGACACAUGCCAAAUGGCUGCGAGUGCCGCCGCCAUGCCCGGCCUCCUCCUGCUCCCGUUUCUUCUUCUAGCUGCUGCUUCCGGCGCCGCCUACGACGCAGCCAGCACGCCGCCGAUCAGCCGGAAAAGCUUCCCUGAUGGCUUCGUCUUCGGGACGGCCUCGUCGGCCUAUCAGUAUGAAGGUGGUGCCACGGAGGGGGGCAGAGGACCAAGCAUCUGGGACACCUUCACGCACCAGCACCCAGAAAAAAUCGCUGACAGAAGCAACGGGGAUGUAGCAGUGGACUCCUACCAUCUUUACAAGGAAGAUGUGCGCCUCAUGAAGGACAUGGGGAUGGAUGCGUACAGGUUCUCCAUUUCGUGGAGCAGAAUUCUUCCAAAUGGCAGUCUGAGCGGUGGAAUCAACAGAGAAGGUGUCAAUUACUACAAUAAUCUCAUUAAUGAGCUCCUGUCCAAAGGAAUGCAACCCUAUGGGACCCUUUUUCACUGGGACUCACCUCAGGCAUUAGAAGAUAAAUAUGAAGGAUUUCUUAGCCCCAAUAUUGUAAACGACUUCAAGGACUAUGCUGACGUCUGCUUCAAGGAGUUUGGUGACCGAGUGAAGCGCUGGAUCACCUUCAACGAGCCCUGGACCUUCUGCUCAUCGGGCUACGCGGUCGGCUUUGCUGCCCCAGGCCGGUGCUCGCCAUGGGACCUGGGCAGAUGCAGUGUUGGGGACUCAGGAAGGGAACCUUACAUCGUGGCCCAUCACCAGCUACUUGCACAUGCAGAAACAGUUCGGUUGUACAGAGAGAAAUACCAGCGCAUGCAAGAGGGAACGAUUGGCAUAACUCUAAUCUCGCACUGGUUUCUUCCCGUCUCCCGCUCCAAAACCAACGCCGCUGCGGCGAGACGCGCCAUAGACUUCAUGUUUGGAUGGUUCAUGGACCCUCUUAUCAAAGGUGACUACCCGGCAAGCAUGAGUGGAUUGGUCGGAAAUCGCCUGCCCAAGAUCACCAAAGAACAAUCCAAGUUGAUCAAGGGUUCGUUCGACUUCAUUGGACUCAACUACUACACUACAAACUAUGCUGCCCACCUCCCUCCAUCAAAUGGUCUUAACAAGACCUAUAGCACUGACUCUCGAGCCAACCUUACCGGUGUACGGAACGGCGUCCCCAUAGGCCCUCAGGGCGGUUCAUCUUGGCUCUACAUCUACCCUCAAGGGUUCCGUGAUCUGCUGCUGUAUAUCAAAAAAUACUACGGCAACCCGACCAUCUACAUCACUGAAAAUGGCGUCGAUGAAGUCAACAACAAGAGCCUGACACUGAAGGAGGCUCUCAAGGAUGACACUAGGAUAUACUACCACCGCGCGCACCUCCUCGCCAUGCUGAGUGCUAUAAGGAAGGGGGCAAACGUGAAAGGGUACUUCGCGUGGUCACUGCUGGACAACUUCGAGUGGGCGAACGGCUACACGGUCCGGUUCGGGAUAUACUUCGUCGACUUUAACGACGGGUACAAGCGGUACCCCAAGAAAUCUGCCCACUGGUUCAAGGAGUUCCUCAAGAAAUGAACAUGAACGUGAUCGAUGCGCGGGGACAAAUAUAAUGGACGGUGCCAGGCCGAUUGAUUUGUGUUAUUUACGCUGAGAGAGUGUGCUGCAAUAAAAGGGUCCGCAUUCAGUUGCAACUGUAUGCGUUGAUCUGUGCAGAUGGAGAUGAGCAAUAUGCUUUCUUUCAAGGAAAUAAUAAAAUCAAGACCGAUGUACGUACAACUUUCGUCUGAAAUAAAUUCUAUAUUGCUACUACAAUAUUUAUAAAUGGCGUGGAGGAACACUAUUAA
Molecule: messenger RNA, 1866 nt
Organism: Panicum hallii
Lineage: Eukaryota; Viridiplantae; Streptophyta; Magnoliopsida; Poales; Poaceae
Product: beta-glucosidase 12-like
Exons: 12
Coding region: 62-1597 (511 amino acids)
Biological process (GO): carbohydrate metabolic process
Molecular function (GO): beta-glucosidase activity
Source: RefSeq, a predicted model, not a curated record